UUUGUAACUUAAAGCAAAAUUCCAAAAAUACACUAAUCUUUUAUUUUACUAUUUUUAAGAUGAGUACUAGACCACGUUCCUCCACUACAACUGAAGAAUAUCCCGCUGGCACCAGUUUCGCUCCUCGACCAAGAAAUUCUUCUCCAAGGCCCAGACUUUCACUUACACCCAACACAACAUUGGAAAUUGAAACAACAAAAUUAGAACCAACAAAUGAUUCUUUUGCUAAUAUUGAAAAAAUAAGAGUUGUGUUACCCCCAAAGUGCAAAAAUUUAAAAUCUUCUCAAAGGCGAUAUUCAACCGGACCGGAAGAAUUAAGUUGUCGAAGCCCUACAAUGACACGACUUCGUUGCGAUUCUACCGCCGCCGCUUAUCAUUACCACCAACCUGGAGAGGAUAUAAUCGAAUCAAACCCGGAAUAUGCCCGUAAAGCACCUAAAAAGCCGGUAGUUCAUAGAAGACAAAGUCGGGGUGACGACUGGGAAAAUUUUCCUGAGGAAGAGCAACAACAAGCACAGUCCCUCGGUGAUACAGAAGAUGAGUCUGUUUCUACAGAAAACUUGGGUGGGGAUUUUUAA
Meloidogyne enterolobii is the source of this 578-nucleotide messenger RNA. NCBI's taxonomy places the organism in Eukaryota, Metazoa, Nematoda, Chromadorea, Rhabditida, Meloidogynidae. The record is from the annotation of a GenBank genome assembly.